CAGAGAUUCACUCAACAUAAUAAGUCACCAGGUUGAAAAGAGAUUCGAAGGUUUCAUUGUCCUCAACUGCACCCCUCAGGGAGGUUGAUCAAUGGCUAAGUUACCACUACUUUUCAUCGUCUUUGUGGCUUUUACAGGUUUAACUGAGGGUGCUGGUGUGUUGCCAGAUGGUCCUCUGAAUGCAACUGUUGGAGGGACGUUCCUGUUCACUACAUCACUGACUCCAACAGAAACACCAUUUGUAGUUGUGAAUUGGUUUUUUGGUGUAAAUAAUAUAAUAACCUCACAUGCUGCCUCAAACACAACUCCUCCAGAGUAUGAAGGCAGGAUAACUCUAUUCCUGUCUACUGGAUCUCUGGAGCUCAGGAGCCUGACUGAUGCUGAUAGUGGAGAGUACAUCAUUAACAUUACACCAGCUGCUGGAGGCGCUUUAACAGGGAGCACCACACUGAACAUAUAUGAGCCAGUCUCCAAUGUAGCAGUACAUCCCAAAAGUGCAGACUUGGUUGAAUUCAGUUCUGUUAUUCUGUCCUGCACCUCCUUUGGAUCCUCCAUUUCUUUCCUCUGGCUGAACGACACCUCUGAGGUUACAGCCAGUGACAGAGUUCAUCUCACUGAUGGAGGCUCCACUUUGACAAUAGUCAACGUGACUCGCUAUGACCAGCAACCAUUCAGGUGUCAUGUGUUCAAUCCUGUCAGUAAUGACACCAGUGAGCCUGUAAACAUCAUCAUCAGCUUUGGCCCAGAAAAUACAAACUUACUGCUAUCACCAUCAGAAGAAUACUUUGCAGAAGGGUCAGAUGUCAGAUUGUUCUGCUCAACUGAGUCUAGACCUCCUGCCCAGUUUAUGUGGUUUCUAAAUGGAGAAAGUCUGCCUCACUCAGAACCAGAGCUCAACCUGACAAACAUUCAGAUGAACAAUACUGGAAACUACAGCUGUCAGGCCUUCAAUGAUAAAACCAUGAGAAAUGAAACAUCUCAGCUUACAGCUAUAUCUGUACUGGCACAUGUUGCCAACAUUGUGGUGACUUCAGACAGCACAGACCUGGUUGAGUUCAACAGCUCUGUCAGUCUCUCCUGUACCUCCUCUGGAACCUUGCUGUCUUUCCUCUGGCUGAAUGGAAGUUCGAAGGUUACAGAAAAUGACAGAGUUCAGCUCACCGAUGGAGGCUCCUCUUUGACUAUAGUCAAUGUGUCCCGCUAUGACCAGGGACCAUUUACGUGUCAGGUGUUCAACCCUGUCAGUAAUGGCACCAGCAGUCCCAUUAACCUCUCUAUCAGCUAUGGUCCUGAAAAUAUUGAAUUGAUACGAUCAUCAUCACAAGAAUUCAUUGAGGAAGGGUCAAACAUCGGCCUGUCCUGCUCAGCUGUCUCCAGACCUGCUGCCCUGUUUAAGUGGUUUCUGAAUGGAAACCUGCUGGCUGAUACUGGGUCAGAGCUCACACUCACCAACAUUCAACUGAGUCAAAGUGGAAACUACAGCUGUCAGGCAUUUAACAGCAAAACGCUGAGAUAUCAAACAUCUCAGCCUUCAGCUAUAACUGUACUAGAGAAAAUAUUAGGUGCUUCUGUCAAACCAUCAACAACUCUGAUUGAUGAGGGGACUUCUAUCAACUUAACCUGUGAGGCCUCUGGUUCCAUUUGGACCAGGAUGUGGAAGAAGGAUGGCUCAGAUCUGAUCCUGGCUGACAACAUGACACUUUCAGAGAAUAAUAGAUUGUUGUCUUUUAACCCUGUGAAUAGAAACGACAACGGAGAAUAUUUCUGCAAUGUCAGCAACCCUAUCAGCAGUGAUGGAGCUAAAUACAACUUGGUUGUUAACUACGAAUCACCAGGUUGCUCUGCUGGCUGCAUCGCUGGAAUAGUAAUUGCAUGUUGUGUCUUCGUUGCUGUAGCUGUUGGUGUAGGGUUCUACGUAUAUCGAAAAAAAAAACAUCCAAAAACAUCCUCUAAAAGAAACACUUCCAGAGGAGACCAAAGCCAAGACAACACAGGAUACUCAAGUGAGGAGGUGAACUAUACAGACGUCAGUUUUUUGAAGAAAAAUGGUGGGGAAGUCCAGCUGGGGUUACAGAACACCUCCUCAGAUUAUGCUCAAGUCCGAGUGAACAACGGCCCUCCUGCAGCAGCUCCUCCUGACUAUGAUGCCCACAUGCAGCGAGUGAAGAGACAAGCUCCUCAGGCUGGUGCUAAUGGCGUACAAAGUUAAGCUCAGAUCUGUAAAAACUGAUUGAAUUUGAUAUAAAGAAACGUGCACUUCCCCCCUCAGUUCCUAUAUGGCAGACUAAUUUGGGCUUCAGUUUACUUAGUCAAAGCACUUUAAGAUGGUUAAUCAUCAACCAGUUCUAGCAGCUGUCACCAUGACAGAGGUCAGGAGGCCCAUAGUUUCUUUCAUUAUUUUACUGAUACAUGCAAUAGCUUCCCUGUACUUUUGUUCAGCAUUAUAUGUGUAUACAUAAUGCAGAUAUCUUUGAAUCCACACGUUUACUGUGUAAUUUUAGUGGAGAUUCCAGAUUGUAGCUCAUAAGUUAGGGAUUGAUUCUAAUAUUAAUUUACAAUCUUCCAACAUAUCAAUUUGUUUAAAAAAAAAAAAAAAAAUCAGUUACACCAAUAUGAUAGAUAAUGUAUGAUAUACAGUAUGUGCUGAUAAUGUAUAUUUAUAAGGAUCAGGACAUGAAUACUCCUGGAUACUCUGUAAGCCUUUUAAUUUGUCAUUUCUAAAGUAAACAUCAAGGAUUUGCUGUGAUCAAAAGAUUCCUGUAAAAGGUUGCAGUAUUAACCCAAAGAGAAAAGGUCUGCUGUCACAAUAACCUGUAAUGCUGACAUAUUAUUCAUCAGCAAUAACAAGACAGUUUUUGACUGGUCUACUUGAAGCUCAGACAAGGCAAUAGUUCACUGCCGAUGUUUAAAGGACUUCAACAUUCAGACACAGUCCAGCGGUUAUAUGAUGGAUAUCUUCAAGUGCAAUAAAUGCUCAAAGUCCUAAGUCCAUCUAGCAGACAUGCAGAAACUGCAACUUAGUUCUGAGCAAGUUUACAGUAAAUGUAAUCAGAAGUUGUUCUGAUGAUAAAAUAAAGUGCUUUAUCUGUGAGAACAUUACAAUAGUGUGAUUAGAAAAGGAAUGCCAGUUUAUAGUGCCACAUACACUAAUUGUACACAUGUCUAAUUAAUACAAAUCAUCGUCAAAUGUGAGUCGUCAACUGUAUAGACCUUUUGUAACUUUUUAAUUUUUAUGACUAUUUUUGCCAGUUAUAUUAAACGCUGUGUCACACAUCAAGGUGUCACGGCGUGGGGGUGAACCCGAGCAGAGAGCACACAGACGAGGGACUGAGGCAAGAACAAGGUGGAUUUUAUUGUUUUGAACAGAGGUUAAGGGAGUGCUGGACGGGGGGGGGAAAACUGAUGUCUGGAGUGACUCAACUAAAAAGGGGAGGACGGGGGGUGACAGUACCAGGAACCGGCGGCCCGCUUGGCGUCCUCCGUGGUGGGGGUAGGUUGGCGGCGGAGAGCGGACAGGAGAGCCUCGUUCCAGUGGGGGCGACAAGUGGGGUGUUUUCCAGAGCCGAGGGGGGAGUAUGGCAGGCAGAGACCCUCCACGACGAGUAGAAGUUCCAGGGGCAGGCAGCAGGUCCAAGGUGAGGGAGGGGAGGGGAGGGGGAGAGGUCUGGUCAGGGCUGGAUCCAGAGUGCAGGGGAUUGGGGGGGGCAGAGCAGGUGGAACCGGGCAGCUGGGUCAGCAGAGCUAAACAGGAAAACAGGGGUAGACAAGGCAAGGCUUUUUCAAUGGCAAAAUCUCAGCAAAGGUUCAAGGCUGGACGACUGACUGCGUGAGCAGAGUUUACUAUCUGGCAGGGUGUGGAGUGUGCAGCCGGCUUUUAUGGUGGAGAUGAUCAUCAGGUGUGCUGCACCACAGCUGUCCGGAGUUCCGUUGAUGAGUGAUUGGUGAUGAACAGCAGCUGGACAGAGCAGCUCUGCUGAGCUGCAGCAGGAAGGUGGAGAGAGGAAUAGGAGGGAGGAGGAUGAGGGAGGAUGAGGGAGGAUGAGGGAGGAUGAGGGAGGAUGAGGGAGGAUGAGGGAGGAUGAAGGAGGAUGAGGGAGGAUGAGGGAGGUCAGGUGGGGGCUGAAGCUGGGACAGAGGAGGGAGCCCAGACACAAGGCAUUACAUACAAUAGGUUUCCCGUGCCACUUCAUAAAAAGAGUUUUGUUUGUUAAAAAACAAUACAGCAGACUGUAGACUGUUUAAAGGGAAGUUCAGCAUGAUAUAAAAGUGUCACUAUGGACUUUUUAAAAAUGUGUUGUCCUUAUAACACUGAGUAAAUUGUAAAUUGUUGACAAACCACAACCCAAAAAAUCUUCUUGAACAGAUCAUCUGUCAACAAAACUUCUGAUUUGAUUUUCAGAUUUUAAGGGGGAGCUGAAACGUUCAGUAUUGAAAUCUGAAGCAAAAUAGCAGAAGGGAUUUACCAAAGCCAAGCAAAGUGUAAAUGCCAAGAUGUAUUUAUGUUCUGGUUAAAUGUUAAAUUUAACUUAACAAAUGGAGCCAAGCUUUUUGUUUUUUUUUUUUUUAAAACAGCUGUUUUACAAGCACAGUGUUGUAUCCAGAUGUUGUAUGAUUUCAUUCCUUUAUUACAUAAACCACAAAUGCAUUAUUGAGAAAUGUUGUAAUUGUCUUUUUGAUUGUACACAUCAGGUACCAUAACAAACAUGAAUUUUUAAAAAGAAAGACUGCAGUUUCAAGCAGAAUGUAAUUUGGCUAAAGCCAGGUUUCACACAAACCUCAUUAGAUCAAUGCCUGUCUUCUUUGGUAAACUGUUCACCCAGAACACAGUAAUCUGUUGUUAAUAAAGUAUUCUACAUGGAAGUUUUA
Messenger RNA from Amphiprion ocellaris (clown anemonefish), 4866 nucleotides. Its product is annotated as carcinoembryonic antigen-related cell adhesion molecule 1-like. The transcript has 11 exons. Lineage: Eukaryota; Metazoa; Chordata; Actinopteri; Pomacentridae. The coding region runs from base 92 to 2209 and encodes 705 amino acids. The record is from RefSeq and is a predicted model, not a curated record.